GAAGGCGGUUAAACCCCAGAGCAUACCUGAAAACGGCGCCGCGCUUAGGGUUUUUGAGUCUACUUCUUCUCUUUGGUUUGAAAGUUCAUUUUUUUUUCUUUCUUUUUUGAUUCUUAAAAAUCCCAAAUCGUUCUCUCCUUCGUUUCGAUUGUUAAAGAAAGGAAAACAAGAAAGGAAUGGCGAGUUCUAUAGCUUCUCAGCUACAGGCUAUCAAAACGUUUAUUCAAGUUGAGAAUGAACCUCAAAAGCGUCCUUUAACUCGCCCUUCCAUUUUGUUUAACCCCAAAGAAGCUGCUGAUAUUGAUAUUGAUACUAUUCUGGACAUUGCACUGUCAGGGCUAGAGAUUCUAGUAGGCGUGGACGAAAGGUUUAGAAACUGCAAGAAUGAUUUGUUCAAUCUCAAGAGUAAAGAAUUGGAUAGAGAAUUGAUGGGAGUAGAUGAAAAUAAUCAAAUUAAUGCCUCGAUAAGUUCGUAUUUGCGGUUACUAUCAGGACAUCUUCAACUUCCUGCCUCUCUUAAAACACUUGAGUACUUGAUACGUCGAUACAAGAUUCAUGUUUACAAUGUUGAGGAUUUGGUUUUAUGUGUGCUUCCAUACCAUGACACGCAUGCAUUUGUUCGAAUAGUUCAGUUAAUCAACACAGGGAAUAGUAAAUGGAAAUUUUUGGAUGGUGUUAAAGCCUCUGGUGCACCGCCUCCUAGGUCUGUUAUAGUGCAACAAUGUAUUCGAGAUAUGGGAGUUUUGGAGGCCUUGUGCAACUAUGCAUCUCCGACAAAGAAAUUUCAGGCAUCAAGACCAGUGGUUAGCUUUUGCACUGCAGUUAUUGUUGAAGUUUUGGGUUGUGUUGCAACAAUUGACAGUGACAUUGUGAAGAGAAUCCAUCCGUUUGUAGCUUCUGGUCUUCAAUUUGGUGUAAAAGGAGGUUCUGAUCACAAGGCCGGUGCUUUGAUGAUUGUUGGAUUACUAGCAAAUAAAGUGGCAUUGGCUCCUAAACUUGUAAAUAGUUUGAUUCGAACAGUUGCUGAGGUUGCUAGGGAAGAUGUAAAAGAGUCAACUGAUUUGCAAUGGUUUCGGUUGGCCCUUAUGGCUUUGAUAAAUCUUGUUCAGUCACAGUCUGUUGAUGUAUUCCCAAAGAAGGCUUUGGAAGCUUUGAGGGAUAUCAAGGAUAUUGGUGCUGUUCUUCUGGAACUAUCCAAGGAAUUUAACAUCGAUAGAUUCCUUGCCAUACUGUUGGAAGCUCUGGUUGAUCAAAGUUCUUCUGAUGACUCAUAUCAUCUUGCUUUAAUAUCAGUAAUAGAUUCAGUUCCUCUGAGGAAUUUAGUGGAUCCUAUUGUCUCGAAGAUUCUACUAACCUGCAUGAAAUUAUCUGAGAGGGAUGGCAAAUUGGUAUCUUCUGAAUCAGUAACCUGGGCCAAGAAUGUUUUAGCUACUAUUAAGAAGAAUUAUCCAUCACAAUUUCAUGGAGCUGUUCACAAGUUCCUAGAGGAUGCCAAAGUACAAUCCAAGAAAGAAGACACUGUAUGUGAGUUCUUGAGUAAAAUAUUGGACGGGAAUUUAGAUUUAUCAAUAGCCUUCUCAGAGUCCAAAAUCUGGUUUGCAUCACACCAUCCUAAGCCCGAGGUUCGACGUGCUACAUUUUCAGGGCUUAACCGAUCUGCUAUUGUUAAAAUGAAGUCUCUUGAUGCACAGAGGCUUGUAGCCGUUAAAGAUGCUGUAUUGCGCCAGCUUCAUGAUGAUGAUUUAACAGUAGUUCAAGCUGCUCUGUCUGUGGAUGGAUUGACUGAAGUAGUUAGUCCUUUGGAUCUUCUUGAAGCAUUACGUGAUGUGCUUAAGAAAUGUCUAAGUUUUCUGACAUUAGGUUCGUCAGUUAACUCUACUUUGUCUUGUGAUGUUGCUGUUUCAUUCCUAAAGAUUGCCAUGCUCAGCUUCCAUGAUCAGAUAGAUUAUUUGAAAGAAGUUGCUUCCAUGAUAUUCUCACUACUACUAAUUUUGCCAGAGACUCAUAGGUUGAGCUUGAAGGUUUUGGAUUUGGCCAAGACAAUAAAAUGGCCAUUUUUCCAGACACUUGCAGCUGCAUCUGGGGAGGAAGUGUUGCAGAAAUUACUGUCAGGAUCCUCUGUUGAUGUGGAGGCUGUUGGCAGAUUUGAGAAGAAAAUGCAGAAGCGUGGCACUGUAUCUACAGUUAAUAUGGAAAUUGUUAGAUUUCUAUCGGAAGAGUUCUUGAUGCAACCUACUGAGUAUAUGCCUUGGCUUACCAGAAGUUGCGACAACUUUAAAUCAUCAAAGACCCUUCUCUUUUUGGUUCUGAUGCAGUCAUUUUCUAUGUCGAUAGACGAUGGAAAAUUUUUGGUACUUUUUGAUGCUUGCUUUCCGGUUCUGAAGUCUCAGUGGGAAGCUUUUGGGUCUACACUUGGCAACUCUCUACAUGAGUUCAAUGAAGAGAUGCUUGAUUGGGAUUGCAAAAAGUUUCUAGAUCAGCUUUUUGUUGCUGAUGUUGAUACAGUAAAUAAGAAUAUUCUUAUAUGCCUAUUCUGGAGGUUACUUGAUUCAGCAGUCAAUGCUGAAUUCUUUCUGGAUGACAAUGAGAAUGGUAUUACCCGAGUUCAGGAUUUUUUCAUCUUUGUAGCCGGUUCUAGUUUGAAGGAUGCAUUCAAGAAACACCUUCAAGAGCUUGUUGAGAAGCAUCUACAUGACUUCCUUACAAAGUGCAAAGUUUCACCUGUUCGAUUUCUGUCUAGGUUUUAUACAGCAGAAGAAGUUCCUGCUGCAGUUCAAGUAGAGAGCCUUCAUUGUUUCUCAUUUCUUUGUUCUCAGCUAAAUGAUAGACUACCAUUUGAACUUUUGGCUGAAUUUCCCUCGCUUCUUCUUCCACUCACCAGUGACAGUCAGGCUACUAGGAUUGCUGCCAUGGACUGUUUUGAAAAGCUAUAUAAAUUGUGGUGUCAAGUGGACUUCUCCAGCAAGAAAAAUGGAAAUACUGCAAUUUGGAGCCAUUUUCUUGAUGAACUUUUGGGCUUGAUGGUUCAGCAAAAGAGGCUUAUAUUAUCUGACAAGAAUUUCCUCCCUUCUUUCUUGACAUGUUUGCUUGGCUCGUCUUGUGAGAGCAUUUUGGUUUCUCCAAACAUUGAGCAAAGAUUUACUAAAUCUACAAAGGAGAAAAUUCUGGCUUUCAUAUUAAGUUCUGCUCUAAAUCUCUCUGAAUCUGGAAAGCUAAAGGUUUUAUCUUUGCUCAAAGGAUUAGGGAAUGCUAUUCUGCAUGUUAAAGAGAUUGAGGCAUUAUUAUCUCUGCUUCUGAGAAAACGAAGUCAAUGCUAUUUUGACCUGGAAAACUCAUCCCUCAAAUUGUCAGAAGCUGAAAUUAUGAUCCUGUGCUUGCUUUUGGAGAUGUGUAUUUUGCCCUCGUCUCUUGGUGGACAGUUUUCUGAACAUGUGUUCAAGGCAUUGCAAUUGGAUUCUAAGUCUCCAGAAGACCCUGCCAUUAAAGAACCCUGUAUUACUGUUUUACAAAAGCUGAACAGUCAAUUCUACAGUGGCUUGACAAAUGAGACACAGGGUCAAAUGUUUCGACAGCUAGUGCUUUUGUUUCACAACAGUAAUAGUGAUAUUCAUAGUGCAACCAGAGAUGCAUUGCUGCGUUUAACUAUUGCUUCGUCUACAGUAGGUGAGAUGCUUGAUCUUGUAUUUAAGGAGGAUCCAGUCGCAAUUGUUUCAGCUGAUGGAAAGAAGAAAAAGAAAUCAGCUGCUAAUCCAAAGCCUGGUUAUGAUUUAGUUUUUAAAGGAGAACAGACUCUCUAUUUUCUUAGCUCCCUUCUUGAUGUGUUGCUUCUGAAGAAAGACAUAUCAAACAGGCAGUUCCUUGUCGGUCCCUUAUUUAAGCUUAUCAGGAAAGCAUUCUCCGAUGAAUGGGUACAUCGUGUUCUCGCUCAAGAUGGAAGUUGGAUACAAACUUCUGGUGUUCCUCAGUCGAAGUCUACUGUAAUUGUUUAUGUACAGAAAACAUUAUUGUUAAUUCUGGAUGAUAUUUUUGCUUCAUUCAUGGAUGGAAGUAGUCCCCUGAAGGAUGGCAUAAUGGAUAAAAUUGACGUCAAACUGCUGGUUGAUUGUGCUCGUUUGACGACGGAUGGAGUAACCCGCAAUCAUGUCUUUACCCUGUUAUCCACUAUUUCAAAGUUAGUUCCUAAUAGGAUAUUGGAGCACAUACUGGAUAUACUUAUGGUUAUUGGAGAAUCUGCAGUCUCACAGAUUGAUAGCCAUUCUCAACAUGUGUUUGAAGAUCUUAUAUCUGCUGUUGUUCCAUGCUGGCUAUCUAAGACCAACAAUACAGAAAACUUGCUUCGGGUUUUCGUAAACAUAUUGCCUGAAAUUGCUGACCAUAGAAGGCUGUCGAUUGUUGCAUUCUUAUUGAGGAUUUUGGGGGAGAUUGAUAGUUUGGCUUCAUUGUUUGUCCUCCUUUUCCGUUCAUUAGUUUCAAGAAAAGGACUAUCUUGCCUUACAGAUACAUUCGCUUCAGAUAGUUUCUUGUAUUCUGCACACCAAGACUGGGAGUAUGCCUUUGCCAUACAAAUAUGUGGGCAGUACUCGUGCCGGGUUUGGCUUCCUUCUCUAUUAAAGGUUCUUCAAGUAAUGAGACCGAAUGAUCUCACUCAAGAAGUGUUUAUGCAAUUCUUCUUUGCCAUGCAUUUUGUUUUAUACAAAUUGCAAGACCCAGAAUUUGCAUUGAAGCUUGAAUCUAGGGAGAACUCAGAUAGCAUCCAGAGAAAACUUGGAGAACUUGUAGAGCAGGUCGUCUUUCUCUCACAAGUUGUUGAUGCAAGAAGAAAGCAAAUAGGAAUUCCAGUUGGAAGUUGGAAAGAGUUUAAGGCAUGUGUGCAUGCUAUAUUGAAGACAAUUACAAUGAGUAUGAUGCCUUCCACAUGCUUUGAAUGCAUCACCAAAUUACUUGGCAAUGCGGAUAACACUGUGAGAAAGAAGGCUCUCGAGAUAUUAUGUGAAACACUUAAGGACCAUGUCUCUGUUAAGUCAAAGCGCAAGGAAAAAAGAGAUCUGGAUCCAAAUUCAAAUAGCUAUGAGCUCCAUUUGGAUGAUACUGCUCUUGAAUAUUUUCAGAAGAUGUGUGCAGAAAUUGUUCAGAUAGUUGAUGAUUCUAUUGAUGAAUCAAAUGUGUCAUUGAAACUGGCUGCACUUUCAACACUGGAUAUCCUGGCACAGAGGUUUUCUUCUAAUCAUUCAGUCUUUGGCAUGUGCCUUGCAUCAGUUAUGAAAGGCAUCAGUUCAGACAACAUGGCUGUCUCUUCCAGCUGCCUUAAAACAACUGGCACAUUGGUUAAUGUCCUUGGACCAAAGGCUCUGGCUGAGCUUCCUUGUAUGAUGGAAAAUGUUAUUAGGAAGUCUCGUGGAAUAUCUGUGAGUUCCAAUUUAGAAAGCAGAAGUGAUGAAUCUACUUCCAUUUUGCUGUCUAUUCUUAUAACUUUGGAAGCAGUUGUUGAGAAGCUUGGGGGAUUUUUAAACCCAUAUCUUGGAGAUAUCAUAGAACUAAUGGUACUUCAUCCUGCAUAUGUGUCAGCUUCAGAUCUAAAGCUGAAAACCAGAGCUGAUUUAGUGCGAAAGCUCUUGACUGAUAAGAUACCUGUUCGACUUACUUUUCAGCCUUUGCUAAAGAUAUACUUGGGUGCUGUUAAAUCUGGGGAUUCAAGCUUGGUGAUUGCUUUCCAAAUGUUAGCAGAUCUAGUUAGUAAAAUGGAUAGGACAUCAGUUAGUGGUUUCUAUGGAAAGAUUUUUGACCAAUGCAUGGUUGCUCUUGAUUUGCGUCGGCAACACCCUGUUACAGUUCAAACUAUUGAUGCUGUAGAAAAAAGCGUCAUCAAUGCGAUAGUUUCUCUUACAAUGAAACUAACAGAGAAUAUGUUUAAACCUCUUUUUGCCAAGAGUAUUGAGUGGGCCGAGACAGAGUUUCAAGAUGUUGCUGGUAGUGGAACCAUGAAUAUUGACAGGGCUAUAUCAUUCUAUAGCCUGGUUAAUAAACUUGUGGAGAAUCAUAGGUCUUUAUUUGUCCCCUACUUCAAGUACUUGGUCAAGAGUUGUGUACAGCUGCUUAGUGAUUCUGCAGAUAAAGCUUCUGAUUUAGUACGGAAGAAAAAGAAAGCCAAGGUUCAGGAGGAUGGGAAUAUUGUAAAUGGCGGCGUAUCACUUAAAAGUUGGCAUCUUAGGGCAUUGAUCUUAUCAUCACUACACAAAUGUUUUCUCCAUGACACUGGAAGGCAGAAGUUUCUCGAUUCAUCAAACUUUCAGGUUUUAUUGAAGCCCAUUGUUUCUCAGCUUGUCAUUGAGCCUCCAACUUCCGUUGAAGAGCAAAUCGAUGUACCGUCUCUGAAGGAAGUAGAUGACUUGCUGGUUGUUUGCAUAGGUCAGAUGGCUGUUACUGCUGGAACUGACCUGCUGUGGAAGCCCCUGAACCACGAGGUAUUGAUGCAAACACGGAGUGAGAAGAUGCGUGCUCGAGUGUUGGGGUUGAGAAUAGUUAGGGAAUUUCUGGAGAAAUUAAAAGAAGAAUAUUUGGUACUGCUACCAGAAACCAUCCCCUUCCUAGGUGAAUUGCUGGAAGAUGUGGAGUUACCGGUCAAAUCAUUGGCACAAGAUAUCCUCAAGGAGAUGGAGACUAUGAGUGGUGAAAACCUUCGCGAAUACCUCUGAUGACAGUCAGGAUAUGGUAAACCAUUACCCCAUUUUUCAUUUAUCUGGGGAAAAACCAUUGUAUGAGAAAAGGGUUGAAUGAGGUAAGACAGCAAGUCUCAACUUUCAGUUUAAAAUUAGUUAUUAUAGGAAGCUUAAGUUAAAGGUUAAAUAGUACCUGCCAAAUUUUGUACGCCUUGGCCAAUCCUUCAUUUAUUUUAUACCAGUGUCAGUUUUGUUAAUGUAAUAUAAUUAAUUUUUUAAUUUUGUUAUGAAGCUUUUGCAGCUGUUUGUUUGUACUUUGUAUGAACAAGAGUAAUUAUGAUGCAUUAAUUAUCUUUUGGUGGAAGUAAAGAAUUAAAGGUACAAAUUAUGGAGAUACAAUAAUAGUUGAAUAUUGGCAUUUA
Messenger RNA from Gossypium raimondii (Peruvian cotton), 7078 nucleotides. RefSeq lists its product as uncharacterized. The record is from RefSeq and is a predicted model, not a curated record. Gene Ontology annotation, cellular component: small-subunit processome; 90S preribosome; t-UTP complex. NCBI's taxonomy places the organism in Eukaryota, Viridiplantae, Streptophyta, Magnoliopsida, Malvales, Malvaceae. Gene Ontology annotation, molecular function: snoRNA binding. The coding region runs from base 177 to 6692 and encodes 2171 amino acids. Gene Ontology annotation, biological process: maturation of SSU-rRNA from tricistronic rRNA transcript (SSU-rRNA, 5.8S rRNA, LSU-rRNA); positive regulation of transcription by RNA polymerase I. The transcript has 39 exons.